AGAAAAUAGUAUAAUCAUGCCACAUGUAACAACCUAACUCGAAGUAGGGACAAUCUAAUGAGACGAUGAAACUCAAAAGCGCCUCCUCUACAUUCGGUCAUAAACGGGAAUAAUCAACAACCAUCCUUAUUACAUGCAUUGAUCAUAUGUGUCUGCUUGAAUUCUCCUCGUAAAGCAAUAUGACUUGAAGUAGAAACUGGGUAAUCAUUUCGAGCACUACCAUGUAAUGACCUACGAUAAUGACUACGUUCUUUAUACACAGUAUACUUGGGCUUUCCUUCAAAAACUGUACUUUAGAAACGAAACCCAAUGGUAGUCGAACGAGAAAAUUAUGCAGCGCUUCAUAUGACAACGAACUUCGUUCGGAAAUGUAAUGCAUACUUAAUGUAGAUGGAAUAUAUCGUUAUUUCGAAUAAGAAAUAGUUAGCGAACAAAAGAACGAAAACGGUAUUCGGUAAAGUGGAAACGAACCGCGGAUAAUCCUAGGGAUUGUUUAGCCACCUGACUGGUGGAGGUGGUUUCGCUUUCUUAACUACACAAACAACGAGAAUCAAUUUGGAACCGUUUUCAGUCCGCUAGAUCACUGAGGAAACAUAUAUAUGCGUGGAGAAACCCAGAAUGACUGAAGACGGAUUGACAAAGCUGAACCUGGAGGCAUUUUUAGGAAUGUCUGGGAACACCCAGGAGCUGUUGGAUUCACUCGGUCUCUCAGCCAUUCCGGACUUAUCCAACUUAGGAUCUUUAAGUAAUAAUAACAAUUCUGCCUUAUCCUUUGAUCCAAAUGAUCCGUCUGCAGCUGCAUUUUACAUAGCUCAACAGGUAGCUGCCAUUGAGCAUCCUCCUCCUCCGAGGAAGAUGACUUCCUCUGAGAAAACGCGCUCUGAAAAUCGGGAACGGAAGAAGCGUUGGAGGGAACAAAAUGAGGAGCGUAAUAAAGACAACGAUUUGCGUUGUCGUGUGAACAAAAAGGCCAAAAAACUUUUUGGUAGCGAACCGAGUAUCGAGAAAACGAACUGGAUUGAGGCUGAAUUCAAUCGUCGCCAUUCAAAACGUAAAGAAAAGGAGCGUACCUCUGCUCAAAACAAUACGAGCAAUGGCGUAUCCCGUUCGAAUUCUCAAGGACUUUUGCCCGAUUUAGAUUUGUUGGCUACAAACUCUUCUGCUAACGCUGUUCUUCAAGGAUCGGCUAUCAAUAACGCUCUCAGUGCUCUGGCCAAAGAUCCCAACCUUAUCCAUAAUCUCUUGACCCAAAUGGAUUUUGAUCCAAACAAAAAAACCGAUUUGAAUCUUGGUGCCUUAAACGACGUAGUCCCUAACCCUCAAAUUCCUCAACCAGAACAUGAGUUAUCUGCUCUUCAAGAACACAAUGAAGCCCAUGAUGCCGCUAUGCGACAAUUCGAACUUGAACGCCAGCAAAGUGCCAUUUUACCUGGCUUAAAUGCCAUUGAUGGUUUACAAAACUUGCCUCAUCUUGAUUUUACAGAUCCCGCCGUUACUAGUGCUCAAGGUCAAGCACAAGCACCUUUGCAUCCUUUAAUCUCCCAAACCGACAAUCAUUCCAUUUUUUCUGCUCUUUCCGAUAAUUCUACUCCUGCCAGUGUUGCAGAUCCUAGCUCCGACUUCAAUCUCUCCCAGGUUAUGCCUCUUGAUCUUCUUGCCCCCUCGAUUCAUGCUUCAACUGUAUCAUCUCCUGUGUCAGAAGCACAUAUGAGUUUUCCUUCUACAGAUCUUUCUCAUGCUAAUCUUUCAAAUCAUGAUUCUUCUUUACCUAUGCGUCCGAGAUCUCAAGCUCGCGAUAAGCACCGUGCUUUCCCAUAUUACAGCAAACGACAUGCUGCUACAACUCCGUCAUCACCGUUCCAUACAAAUGCCACUACUUCCCCGCAGUUGUCUCCAGUUGAUUUUUCUUCGCAUACAAUUAGUCGGCCUCAAUCUCCCUCCGCUUUUCCUUCCUUUGGUGAAGUAACUUUACCGCCCAUUUCUAGAGCCGACACCACAACUGACAUAACACCUCCUCAGUCAGCCUCUAGUUCAUCGGCUUCCGAGAAAUCACAUGCUCUUGGUUUCCCUCCGUUACCUGGGCAGAAAAUUGAGUUUCAACGAUCUUCAAAAGCUAAUAAGUAAAGGGGGAUGAAUUAAUGUCAGGCUUAUUAAGCUAAUAUUUUGUUUAAUUCUGUGUAUAAAAUUACGGUGAUUCGGGAUAUAUGGAAGCUGCCAUACCGAUCUUUUAUCCGUGUAACAAAAGUUGCAUAAAAAACGGUUUGAUUUUGAAAUUUAGAUGUGAAAUUAAGCAAACGAGUUUAUUAGAUAAAGAGAAAAGUCGGGGUUUUUUUUUUUUUUACUAUCUGUUUAAACAUUCUGAUGCUUUCUUUGCUGGUUGGGAGAGUUAAAAGAUUCUACUUAGCUGAAUUUAAGGAAGAAUCAAGACUCUGCUAUUGCUUUGCAUUUCUUUUUAGUCAUUGCCAAUUUUGGUUGUUUAUGUACGUUUUCUUGUUAUAAUGUUUUUUUUUGGGGUUUUUGUCGGAAAGCAAACAAAUUGAACUUGACUACUUACUUACAUGUGAUGUUUUGUUACAAAAUAUAAAGCUGUUGAAUAUCGUUCCGUCUCUUGAUUCAUUGUUCGUUUAUGGUACUGCUCGUCGGUUUUUGUCUUUUUUACUGUUUUGUGAAGGAUUUCAUUUUAACUAUUUGCAAAUUGAAUUCUCUUCUCGCCAUUGUUACUUUAAGUGUAAUGUUUUAGUUUGAUUUAUUAGGGGUUUAUAUAUUACAUAUGAAGUCUUCCAUUUUUGUUAAUACUUCGUUGGUGUAAUAAGCUGAUGGUAAAUGCUUUUACAGUGGAAGACCUAAUAAUAAUAUAAUCAUUGGUGUUAUUCUGCUUCUUUAGUUUUGAUUGCUGUAAAUAUUCAAAUUGGAU
Molecule: messenger RNA, 2914 nt
Organism: Schizosaccharomyces cryophilus OY26
Lineage: Eukaryota; Fungi; Ascomycota; Schizosaccharomycetes; Schizosaccharomycetales; Schizosaccharomycetaceae
Product: transcriptional regulatory protein Spp41
Exons: 2
Coding region: 619-2124 (501 amino acids)
Source: RefSeq, a predicted model, not a curated record